Bacillus rossius redtenbacheri is the source of this 1128-nucleotide messenger RNA. RefSeq names its product ribonuclease P protein subunit p21 (gene Rpp21). The coding region runs from base 379 to 891 and encodes 170 amino acids. Gene Ontology annotation, cellular component: nucleolar ribonuclease P complex. The record is from RefSeq and is a predicted model, not a curated record. The transcript has 4 exons. Gene Ontology annotation, biological process: tRNA processing. Lineage: Eukaryota; Metazoa; Arthropoda; Insecta; Phasmatodea; Bacillidae.
UCCUUGCGGUCUGUGAGACCGGGGUUUCGGUAAAAGUGUUAAAUUGUCUAGUUUAAUAAUAAAUUAUUUUUUUUCAAAAUAGAAAAUUGAUUUAAACUAUGAGUUUUGUAGGUCAAUCAAAAUAAAUUUACCCACCCAGACCCAGGCUAGAGGCACCCACUGUUUCACUGGAAGGGGAUACUCAAUAUACCCCCCCUACCCUUCCCCUUAGAGAGGGCCCUCACCACAGACUCAGCCUAGGGGUCCACAGGCAGUAAAUCCGGCCCUGCUAACGUUUCGUCGACAGUGAAAUAAUUAAAAAAAAAUAAUUCUAGUAAAGGGUACGUAAUCAGGAAGGAAUAGACCAUGAACUUUAGCUGACUAGAAAUUUUUUCCAAAAUGAAUAAAAAUAUACCAUUUCAAGGAAAGGAAUCAUUUCAAAGAAUGAAUUUUUUGUAUCAGGCCAGCCACUUGCUGACAAAGAUACCGGAAGCUCGGGACGUGGCUACUUCUCUGGGGCACGUCAUGGUAGCAGUGUCGAAGAAAUCCGUCCUCAGAAUGGAGCCGGCGGUGAAGCGCACGCUCUGCAAGGGCUGCCACGGCGUGCUGGUGCCGGGCGUGACGGCGCGAGUGCGGCUGCGCAGGAAGCCGUGUGCUCGCCUGGUGUGGACCUGCCUGCGCUGCGGCACGCCCAAGAGCUUCGUGGCGGGGCGGGACCACCGCCUGUGGGCGGAGCGCCCGGAGGCCGUCGUGCAGGAGAUAACCUGCGGCGAGCCCGUGGCGCCCCCCCGGAGGGAGGAGGGGGAGGCCGUCAAGUGCGUGACGACCCACCUGGACAACCUCACGUUCCACAAGCUGUCUGGCCCCAGCGGCCAGUCCGCGCCCCCUGCCAGUGUGGCGGACACCAGCUAGUUUCCUGCUCUGUGUUGUGGCAAUAAUGUACAUCUGCAGUGGGUCCAUGGGUGACCACGUAGCAGGCAACAGAUGCUUAAGUUAACCCCUUCCAUAUGAAAUGAUUUUUUUAUUUUAAAUAUUUAGAAUUAAUUUUAUUAUUUUCAUAAUUGGAUGCUGUUAAUGUGAUUUUUAAUUGUACAUACUUUGAUUAUUGUCUUGUAAGUUUGGUUGCAUAAUAAACUAAGGAAAUGCAAA